Periophthalmus magnuspinnatus is the source of this 2727-nucleotide messenger RNA. RefSeq names its product R3H domain and coiled-coil containing 1-like (gene r3hcc1l). The record is from RefSeq and is a predicted model, not a curated record. The transcript is spliced from 7 exons. Lineage: Eukaryota; Metazoa; Chordata; Actinopteri; Gobiiformes; Gobiidae. Bases 74 to 1093 code for a protein of 339 amino acids.
CCUUGCGCUUAGUUUCUUUUUACGUCAUUAAUGCGACGUUUUGCAGCUAAACAAACCAAACAUAGGCUGGACAAUGGAGCUGGAGAAUCCAAAGGAAGAACCUUCUGCAGCACAAGCUUCACCCACACCAUCCUCUAAGACCAAACGGCCAAGUCAGCCCCUGUACACCCACAAACAGCGUCUCCAGUCCUCCAAAGACAAAGCCCAACCACAGGGAGAUGGUAAACCAAAAACCCGGCCUAGAUACACCGACAAAGCCCGGAAGAAUGCGAGAAACAAGAAGAGCCAGGCUGGAGCAUCAGAGAACACUGCAUCUGGAGAAGGAGAGAGUACGGUCGAUGCACAUAAUGACAAGGAAAACACAGAGAGGCUACAGGGUACAGUAACCCAAAGCGAUGAUCAGCUUGAGGAGACAGAUGUGAAAGCAGAUGUUACAUCAUGGCUGGAGGAAACCACAGCUCAGGGAGAAAAUGGAGAAGAAGAAAGUUGGGACACAAUGUUCAAUGACGAUGGAGAGUGUCUGGAUCCACACCUGCUUGAAGAGCUUUCAAUAAAGGAUGGAAAAGUGAAAACGUCGAUCCAAGACUCCAGAUUUGAUUACUACAAUAUGAACCGAGAUUAUGACGAUGACAUCGACCUCACGGAGGAUGAGAUGUCCCACAUUGUUGAGAUUUAUGACUUUCCCUCCGAAUUCAAGACAGAAGACCUGCUGAAAUUAUUUCACACCAACCAACAGAGAGGCUUAGACAUUAAGUGGAUUGAUGAAACGCAAGCUCUCGGCCUCUUCUCAAGCCCUUUAGCAGCUCGGGAAGCACUUAGAUCUAAACACCCACUAAUGAAAGUCCGCCCAUUGUCCAAAUCAUCCUCCGCCACAAAGGCCAAAGCCAGAAGUUGCUCUGACUACCUCCUACCUGUCAAGGAGAGACCUCAGACCAGUGCAGCCCUAGCUCGUAAGCUUGUGAUUGGUGCUCUGGGAGUGAAGAGCAACUUGACAAAAGAACAGCGAGAGGCAGAAAGGAAGAAACUCCAAGAGGCCAGAGAGCAAAAACGUCUCGCAGCCAAACAAAGGGAAGACGCUUGGGAUGGAAAGUGACUGAAGAGAAAACUACCCCCUGUUUCUUCUAUAAACCCGAGGCUCCUCCUGCUUUUUUUCUCAACAAACCUUCAGUUCUUCCCAAAACAGGAUUCCCACACUUUUCUUCAUUUUUCUGUUGCUUUUGUUUACCGAUUUUCCUCCAACCAUCCCAGAAAUUACUGAUCUGGGCCGUACUUGGAGAAUCAAAGUUGGAGGUUGUCCUUCUAGUAAAACACUGAAUAUCAUCCAGAACAAACUGUUGUAGUGAUUUUAAAUUAGGACUUAAAUGUGUAUUUGUGUCAUACUUUUUAUUCAGGGAUUAAUAUUUUGACCUGCCGCAUAAGUGAGUCUGUGUUUAAGUUGAAAAUCAAUAUUAAAACACAAUGUUUACACCCAUCUGCAACUUCAUCUAUACCAAGGGUAAGCAAACUUUUUGACACACAGGGCACAAUGGGUUCUAACAUUUGACAGAAGGGCUGGGCUGAUGCAUUUUGCAUCGCUAAGACAGGAACAUCUAUUUGACGUCUGUAUCACAAUGCAAUUCAACAUUAUUGAUUUUAUAAUGGUAUUAUAAAAUGUUUAAUUUAUUGCUUAAAUUUGCUUUAAAAAGUACAGUUUAUGAUCAUUUGUGCCAAUUCAGGAGGAGGCUUCCAGGUCAUAGUAUGUACUCGAUGUACUAAAUCAGGAGUUUCCAAUGUAAACAUGUUAAAGCCUAUGAUUAUAAUUUAGAUGAAGAGUGUCUGUGUUUAAAUGGUAGCUGAUUUUAAAUGAAAGGUCAUAGAUCCCUAUAGUCACAGCUGUCCCACUAUACUCUAUAGUACCAUCUUGGCUAUGAUUCCUAUGACAUGUGACUAAAAGCAAACAUGGACUAGAUUUUAUGCUGUCGGUGCCAGAAGUGGACCUCCAUGGACGCUGUAGGAAAAGCAGUGGUAGAGACCUCGACCUGAAGUGUCUCUUUACUGUCGCUGUGGGAGAUCUGAGCCAUGCCCAUAAUGUCAUGCUUUACAAGUCCCAUCUACACACCCACUAGAUUAAUUUAGAAGAUUAACACAAACACUAACCACUACCAAGCUGAUUCAAGUACCAACUGCACUGCUUUGCUAUACAGCACAAGGCACUAUCCAAAUAAAAACUAGGUCCCACCACAAUAAAGGACUUUGGGUUUUCCAAGUGCUUUUUUCUAUCACUAUCAAACAGACAGCCAAGAUACACGGUCUUUUCCUAUAGUAAAAAUAAUAUCUGAUGUUACAACUCUUUUGUCAUUGCUGGAUCACAUACAAACUGAUCAAAGCUAGAAACAUAGUGACUUGUGCAUUAUUCUCUAGAUUUAAAGCACUGGUUCGUAUCAAAAAUGUGGUUAAUGUGUGUGGGUAAAGGAAUUUUGACAAAUAUAAUUUUUAUUUUACAGUAUUGGGAGUAAAGGCAGUCCUAUGUGCUUCUUUUAUAGGCCCAGUUUUAAGAUGACACAGGGCAGCACAGGCCUUGAUAGUGCUGUGAAAAUUUCCAUUUUGUAAUAUACAUUUGUUCAUGUGUGCCAAAGGAAAUGGCUUGGAAACUACAGUAAAACAAGGGUCAGUUCAGACCCUGGAAAAGAAAGGAAGUCUCAGUCAUUCAUUUUAUAAGUACUGCUUAUUAAAAUUUGUUGGUGACUG